Molecule: messenger RNA, 5550 nt
Organism: Danio aesculapii
Lineage: Eukaryota; Metazoa; Chordata; Actinopteri; Cypriniformes; Danionidae
Gene: prrt4a
Product: proline rich transmembrane protein 4a
Exons: 4
Coding region: 161-2785 (874 amino acids)
Source: RefSeq, a predicted model, not a curated record
ACAGAGUCAAAUCUUUUCCGCAGCAGGACGGCAGGCUGAAGGAUUACUCCUAUUUUAGACUCUUCAUCCACGCGUCCCGGGAUCCAGCACAGAAUGUGAGCUUGAAAUGGGAUCAGCGUUGUGUGACAGUGAGGUGUAAGAUCUUCAGAGGAGUGUCAGCAUGACCCCUCACCGUCAAGCUCUACUGCUGCUCUUCACUUUCUCCCAAUGUGCCAGCCUGUCUUUAAAUAGAAAUGAACAAGCCCACUUUUUGCCCAGCACGGACCCAGAGCCAGGCGACAGCUCAUCAUGGACAUCAAAAACGGACCCAAGUUUAUCCCCUGAUGCACUACAUCCCAGCAGAGACUUUUUGACUAAACCAAACCUUUACGUCACAACAGCCUCAAAAACACCAUGGAUCAAAACGUUAGUUUCCAGUAAGACUGAGCUUCCCUUGGAUAUCCAGAACGAUGAAGAGGGAACUCAAACCGAGCAAUCCGAUUGGACAAAUUUCAAGCAAGACCAAUCAUUUAAAACUUCACUCGCAACACGCCAGCCUUUUCCUUCUCAAACCUGGAGUUCAGAAUCCAAAAACAGGAAUACAUUUAAAUCCAAAACUGCUGCAGAAACCAGCACCCAUUGGACACUUUGGAAGUCCUUUAGUGCCACCCAGACACCAUAUGCCAGAGGAACUUUAGAUGGCACCACUUCGCCAAAAGAGCCAUCCAAGGAAACAAAGGAUUUAACAGAUGCUCCUACAGAAAUGACCUUUAUUAUGUCAAGCCCUGACCGUGAUCGAGAGGAGAGUGAGAGUGUUGAACAAGUGAAAAAGGAGCAAAAAUCUCAGUCGACCGCCACCGUGAUCAAGGUCACUGAAACCUCUCCUAAAACAGCAUCUCCUGGUGAUGACUGGAGCAGGUCUUCCACACUUCCGGACUGCAACCUGAUUGGCUUUGGGAGCUGUCAGUCAUCUGACUCUUUGAGGAAUAAAGCUUCAACUAACAACACUCUAUCUACUCCACCUCCGGCUUAUUUAACCACACCCCCUGGUGUCAUAAACCCACCCCUUGAAGCCCUGACUCCGCCUCUACUGGUCCCUUUACUGACUGACUGGAACGCUGCCAUGGCAACAUGGGGCCUGGCAUGGGAAUUGCAGGUUUACGUACUGGGCUGCGUGUUCUUGCUCGUGGCUGCGCUUUCUGCGCUCAGUCUGAUGUGUUUGCCAUUGCGCUGGCCCUCCGGCUGUGCCCACUUCAGCCUCCUCCACCUCCUCCAACUACUAACAAGUUCCAGUAGGGCUCUGUGGCUCCUCUACGAUCCAUAUGGCCAAAAAGAGCGCCUUCCCAUAGGCUGGGCUCGACUACUGCAUGAAGCUGCUUAUCCAUGUCUUACAGCAUCGUUUGGCUUGCUGCUGCUACUGCUAACUGCCCGCUCUUGUACCCAGCUACUGUCUCAGAACACCCUGCAGCGCAGCACCUGCCUUUUGGCAGCCCUAGUGCUUCUGCAUGUGGCCAUUGUGAUGGCGUCCAUGGCAAUACUGCAACUUUUUCCUACCCUGCAAGUUGUGCCUCUAUUACCUGCUGCAGCCUUCGUGCUGAUGUCCUCGAUCCUUUCAUUCACGUAUCUGCUUCUCUAUUGCUGUGCCCGUGCUGACGUCAAACACAUUUACCGCCUCAACGAGAGCUCUCCUGAACGGCCAUCAUGCCAUGCCAGCAGGUGUCCAUUUACUGAGGCGCGGAUGUGGGAGAGGGCGGCUAAGGCUGGGGUGUUUUCUGCCCUCUUCCUCCUGGCAUGCGGAAGUCUCAGACUCUAUGCAAUGCUACACGCAGGAGGGUUGACCGGUGGAGUCAUGGUUGGUCUGAUGCCCUGGCCAUGGUGGGGUUUCCAGCUCAGCUGCAGAGUGUGUGAAACAGGAGUUUGUCUAACUCUCGCCCUUAUAAUCACUCACCCCCUUCUCUGUUGCGGAGUGCCCCCUUCCAAACCUGGGGGAUGCAGCUGGCUCUUCAAAAAUCCACCAACAGAGGGCACCACAUCUGGAAAACCCACAAUCCUCUCAAGUCGUUGUGGCUGGUCACUACGGCCCGCAGAGAAGCUGGGGUUGUGUGAAGGAAUUGUACGGCGGGAAAGUGAAAGCGUGCCACUCUAUACCUUGGUGGAGCUUCCGCACAGUGAAUCCGACGGACUGGACCUUCACUAUCCCAGCAGUCCUCAGCACGAGCCUUCAACACAGCUUGUCCAAACCACUAAAACAAACAAAGCAUCCCACGCAUCUUCUUUUGCAAGUUUGGAUGCUGAUUCUACAGCAGAUCUGCGGCCCCCUUCACCUAUCGACCUACGCCGAAGUAUUGAUGAGGCCUUAAACAGCGAGGCUCUGUUCCAGCAUAGCCUAUUCGGCUCCUCCAGACUCUCUCUUAGCACCCGUGGACCACCAGACGGACAACCCUGUCGGGGCAACUCCACUGAAGUCAGCCUUUACCGCACUUCCUCCUGUGGGGAUGUGGACCCCGCUACUGUACCUAGCCGAUCCAGGCAGUGGAGCACUAUAUCUGGGAGACCAGCUCAGGUCUCGGUCCACUGCGGUGGGAUAAACUCAACAGAACACUCUCAGAGCAGCCUACAUAGGGGCUCUCAGUCAGGGCAGCAGCUCCACAGAAGGUACACCACCUUAGGGUCUACAUCCUCCAGAGGGAGCGUGGAUGUGGAUACCACUUCUCAUGUUGAUGAGCUUGCAGUUCAGGCUGAAUUUAUUAACGUCUGCAGGCAAAUAGAUGCACUUAGUAUUAGCAGCGACACGAUUGAUCUAUAGGUAAAGAAAUCUGUAUUGAAUCAACUACAUAUUGUGCUGGAGUGUUGAUGAACUGUGCUUGCAUGCAGAAUUAGCCUUAAGGUUGUCCGCAAAGUUUAACAAUUGGACUAGGUUGGUCCAAAUCGGCUCUAGGAGGGCCACUUUGCUGUACAGUAAACUCCAUCACAUCUGCUUGUAAGUUUUCUUUUGAGAACCUUUCCUGUGUUUAUAUAUGCCUACUUACUUUCAUCCUAUAUAGCAUAUAGCAUUCAUAAAAGUGUUAAUGACCUAUUUACACUUUUUUUAAUCUGCUGAGAUUUUCUGAUUCUGAAGUGUGUAUCUAAUGGACACUUUUAUAUCCCAUGAGGCCACAGGAAAGUAUUCGGUCAUGGCAGUGAAACAAUACAAUUGAUGCUUGUAGGUUGAAUAACAGUGACAAUAAGAUGGAUACAGUACCUUUAAAUGCACACAUUCAUACAACAUAGAACAUACCUUUUGAACAGUCAGAGUAAGUUUCAAGACAAAUAAUAAUAUACUAUAAAUAAUAAUGUACAGUAUGUGAUUUUGGAUGUAGAGCUGGAUUUGGUGGGGCAGGUGUUCAGGAACAGGAUUGAACACCUCUGGAUUUAUUUAUUAAGCUUGGUUUGAUGAAAAGAUUAUUUUGUAAGUCUAAAAGAAAGAUGCUUAUGUGUACCUUUAGCUAAAAUGUUAGCACUUAUGCUAUUAAGAUGCUUUAUGGUGAGGCAUCUUCAAUUUUGCAUUUACAGUAUCUCACCUAUAGCCUUUUUUUCUUGUUGUGGAAUGGAACCUUAGAAAUCUAUUGAAAUAUGAGAGAAAGGCAUCUUUAGCAAAAGUCUGCAUGAAGAUGACAAUGACAAACAGAAAAAUAUAUGCAGGUUAUUUUUAAAUGCUAAAUGCUAAUUAGCCAUUUUUAAUGGAUCACUUGCAAUUUUAGUUCUACUGUUAUUAAACUAUAAUAGACUAAAAUUGUAUUUAAUUGCCAAUUUACAUGCAUUCUUACUGCAAACUGAGGCUAUGCUUGCAAUAGCAUGCUAGCAUAGUGUUUGUACUGUUUCUGCAGUAUGUGAAUGUUCUGUUUGGAUAAAUAACUAUAUGAUUUACUGCAUCUGCAAUAAAACACUGAAUGCAGGCACUGAAUUAAAUAUGAUGUCACGUGACAACAAUGUAGCUUAGCCUAAAACUGUAAACAAAUCUUUUAUUGAUGUCUAAUGCAUACUGUUGCGCAUACUGUAUACAUUACAGUAUGCACAAAGAAAUAUGCUAGUAGUCCAUUUCGAGCAUAGCCUCAGUCUUUGUAGCAUUGCUAAACAUACACUCAUUCAUUAGGUACAACUUUAUUAGCCACUUUAUUAGGUACAACUGCUUAACGUUAACGCAAAUUUCUAAUCAGCCAAUCACAUGGUAGCAACUCAAUGCAUUUAGGCAUGUAGACAUGGUCAAGACGACCUGCUGCAGUUCAAACAGAGCAACAGAAUGGGGAAGAAAAGUGACUUUAAACGUGGCAUGGUUGUUGGUGCCAGACGGGCUGGUCUGAGUAUUUUAGAAACUGCUGAUCUACUGGGAUUUUCACGCACAACCAUCUCUGGUAGGAUGACAGGGUCAGAAUUUGGUGUCAAUAACACGAAAGCAUGGAUCCAUCCUGCCUGUAUCAAUGGUUCAACUUGGUGGUGGUGGAGUUAUGGUGUGGGGGAUAUUUUCUUGGCACACUUUGGCCCAUUAGUACCAAUUGAGCAUCGUGUCAACACCACAGCCUACCUGAGUAUUGUUGCUGACCAUGUCCAUCCCUUUAUGACCACAGUGUACCCAUCUUCGGAUGGCUACUUCCAGCAGGAUAAUGCGCCAUGUCAAGCACAAAUCAUCUCAGACUGGUUUCUCGAACAUGACAAUGAGUUUACUGUACUCACAUGGCCUCCACAGUCACCAGAUCUCAAUCUAUUAGAGCACCUUUGGGAUGUGGUGGAACGGGAGAUUCGCAUCAUGGAAGUGCAGCCGACAAAUCUUCAGCAACUGUGUGAUGCUAUCUCUGAGGAAUAUUUCCAGUAUCUUGUUAAAUCUAUGCCACGAAGGAUUAAGGCAGUUCUGAAGGCAAAAGGGGGUCCAACCCGGUACUAGUAAGGUGUACUUAAUAAAGUGGCCAUUGAGUGUAUAUACAGUACACAUAGCCUCAGUCUUAGCAGUGUAGCAUUGCUAAAUCUAUGUGCCCAUACGCCCUUAUAACUAUUGUGGUGCGCAGAUACUGCCCUCUGUAGGCUGUAUAUACGAAAAACAUGAAAUACAGUUUUUUGCCUUUGACACUGACAAAGCCUAUAUAAUGUAAGAUCAUCUCAAUAUUGGCAAGGAAAAACGUUUUUCAUUUGUUGCCAAAUCUUUGAAAUGUGCUCUAUUUUCUGGUAACUGGCCCAAUGACACCUUACAUUCCUUAAUUUGGUGUAGAAAAUUACAAAUAAACAAUUGUGAAUAAAUAAAAAGAAAUGUUAAAACAUUAAAGCAGACAAAAACUAAUACUACAAGACCACAAUAAAGAACCCAGUCUAUAAAACUCAUUCUUUAUUCUAUAAACUGCAUUAUAUUCAGAAUGACAAUACAACAAUCUGUGCAAACUACAAAAUAGAGCUCAGUAUCACUUUCACGGCAAAUGCUUACAACUCUCCUUUACUUCUGACCUUGUAAAUCUUCAUUUUUUAUACUGUAAAAUGUUUGAUAUAUGUAAAUCCUUCUAAGAUGAUGCAAGUGUGUGAAACGAAUAAAUAAACGUUAAGAAAUGA